Molecule: messenger RNA, 2442 nt
Organism: Durusdinium trenchii
Lineage: Eukaryota; Dinophyceae; Suessiales; Symbiodiniaceae
Source: the annotation of a GenBank genome assembly
AUGUUCAAAUGGCUGACCUCUGACCGCGACAAGGGGACCCGAGCCUUUGCAUCGGUGGCGGAUGGUCUGCAGGCGUUGUACAAAGAGAAAUUGUUGCCCAUCGAGAAGGAUUUCAGCUUUCAUCACUUCUUCUCGCCGGAGCUCACAGAUGCAGACUUCUCAGCCCGUCCCAUGGUCAUGUUGGUCGGCCAAUACUCGACCGGGAAAUCGACCUUCAUCCGCCAUCUCUUGGGUCGAGACUACCCAGGCUUGCGCAUCGGUCCAGAGCCCACCACCGACAAGUUCGUGGCGGUGUGCAAGGGCGAGAUGGAUCAAGUGAUCCCGGGCAAUGCGCUGGUGGUGGAUAAGUCCAUGCCCUUUACUCAGCUCAGUCACUUUGGCAACAACUUCCUCACCCGCUUUGAGUGUUCCAAGCUGGACAGCCCCGUGCUGAAUGGCAUGUCCUUGAUCGACUCUCCAGGCGUCUUGUCUGGGGAAAAGCAGCGGAUCAAGCGCGGCUACGAAUUCGAAGAAGUUGUGAAGUGGUUUGCAGACAGGGUUGAUAUGAUCCUGGUCUUGUUUGAUGUGUCAAAGCUAGAUAUUUCAGAUGAAUUCCGACGUGUGCUUCUUGCGUUGAAGGGGAACGAUCAAAAGAUUCACAUUGUCUUGAACAAGGCUGACAGGGUUACGACGCCGCAGCUCAUGCGUGUCUAUGGAGCCCUCAUGUGGUCUUUGGGAAAGGUGAUCGACACUCCUGAAGUUUCUCGGGUGUACAUUGGCUCUUUCUGGGAUGAGCCACUUCAAAACGAUGAGCAAAGAAAGCUAUUUGAAUCAGAAGAGAAUGACCUCUACACAGCACUUGCACAAAUGCCACGGAGUGCUGCCACAAGAAAGCUGAAUGAUCUCAUCAAGAGAGCUAGACUUGCGAGGGUCCUCGCUUUCCUUUUGAAUCACCUCAGGAACAAGAUGCCAUCCUUCAUGGGGAAGAGCAAGGAGCAGAAGAAGCUCAUAGACAACCUGCCGAACGUCUAUGGGGAGAUCGCCAAGGAGAAAUCCUUGGCCAUGGGCGACUUCCCAGACCCGCAACUGAUGAGAGAGAAGCUGGAGAAGAUGGAUUUCACCAAGUUCCCCAAGUUGGAUAAGAAGACUCUGGGCCUUGAGAAGAUGAUCCAUGAAGAGCUUCCGCAACUUUUGAAGCUCACCACCGAGGAGGCCGCCUCCUCCCAGGCGGCCUCCAUGUCGCAGCUGACCGCUGGUGCCUCGCCCUUUGCCGUCAUGAAGGUGGAUGGCAAAAGCGAACGGACAGUGUACCAGGAUCAAUGGCUGCAGCCCCCAAAUGUCGACGAAUACUUGAAAGAGUUCGAGGAGAUUGGCCCCAAUAGCGCAGGCAAAAUCUCUGGAUCCCAGGCGAAAGUCGUUCUGGAGCAGAGUAAGCUACCUUCAAAGGUGCUUCAUGCGAUUUGGAACUUAUCCGAUGUAGACAAGGAUGGCGCUCUGACUCAGGCGGAGUUUGCACUGGCCAAACAUUUCAUUAAGAUGAAGCUGGAGGGACAAGAUCUUCCGCCUACCUUGCCUCCGCAAAUGGAGAUCAAGACCGGGGAUGGCUACAGCCGUUCGUCGGCGGAGGCCUUCGUGGACGCUUAUGAGGGCAGGACUCUGGAAGGUGCGUAUGAACAGAUCAAUGCCUUGAACACGCGCUUCAAAGAGGCGUGUGUGGAUAUGGAAAGCCUGAAGCAAUACGUGGAUGAGAACGUCUCCGAUCUUAAGGACUUUAUCGCCUCAGUGGCCAAGAAGCUCCCAAUGCCCGUGAAAUUUACCACCGAGGAAAAGUUCGUGGUCAAGAAGGCAAUCUUGCUGCAUUUUGAGUGCCAAGCACCAAUUCGCACCCGAUACUGCGCGCUGCAGAACGGUAAGACCUACACCACCGAGACCUUGGAGUGGAGCCGCUGGUUGAAGAUGGGUUUGAGCGCCGCGAAGCUGGGCAAGUCGGUGCUCACCGCCGAUGCGAUUGCAGACCUGCCUGGAGUGGUGGACCAGGUGAAGGGCCUCUACAACAUGUACACGAAGGAAGAUGGUGAAGAUUUCUUGAGCUUCAUCUCCGAGCCAUUUUUGACCUCGGAAGAGCAAGACAAGCUGUUGAACCAGCUUCGUGCUGCAAACUUCUUUCAGAAGUUUCAGUACGACAACCAAACAGCUAACUGGAUCUGUGCCAACUGCCAUGCCAUCUACUUGAAGGCGGGCUCCAACCGCAGUGAGGCAGGCAUUGAGGCCGCAUCCUCUCACCCAGAGGUGGAGUUACCCUUCCCGUCGCUCAGCUUGGGCCAAGAGGGUGCGACCGCACAGGAGCGUGCGGAAAACGCCAUGGGCGCUGCCUUGGAGGUCAAGAAGACGACCAUGGCAUGCUGCUCCCUGUUUGGUAUGAACCUUUGCACUUCGGAUGGUGAUGAGCUGCAGGUGAAUUAG